UAGGAAACAGAGAUGAAGGUACACGCGCACACAAAAUUUUGCAUCAUCUGUUUGCUGACAUUUAUCUUUCAUCAGUGCAAUCACUGCCGUGAAGAGGGACACAACCAUGGUCCUGAAGAGGAACACGUGCACCGCCAUAACGACUAUCAGAUCUCAGAGGAAUCCUAUUUCCAGAAUGGAGGAACAGAAUCUGUGCCGAGUAAAUUUUCAGCGUUGGAAGCUGAAAAUGAACAAAAAUACUACAUUGAAAAGAUUUUUGAUCGAUAUGGUGAAAAUGGAAGGCUAUCUUUUUUUGGUCUGGAAAAACUCUUACUAAGCCUUGGUUUAGGAGAGGUAAAAGUAGUGAUGAUAAAUCAUGAUGAUAUUGGCCAUGAUCAUGUUUCCCACUUAUAUGCUUUAGAAGUACAGGAAGGAAAGCAUGCUCACUCUCACAACCAUCCUCAUUUUCAUAGUCACUCAGAUUCUGAAAACCAAACCACGACUGCCAUGGCUGCAAAGAGAAAUCAUAAAUGUGACUUUGAGAGAGACACAACUGUGUCAUCAGUAAAACCUGAGGGUAAACACAUUCAUGACCAGAGCCGCCGUCACCAUCACCAUCACCCUCAUCUACAUCAUCAUCUGGACCAUAAUGCUACAUAUCAUUCUCAUAAUGAUUCUGUGAGUCAUAGUGACCAUGGAGAACAGAACCAUGAACCUUCAACAGAAACAAAUGCCACACAGGAUCAGCCUGAAAGAAAACAACGUAAACAGAAGAAGAGACGAAAGAAAAUCAGUGGGACUUCAGUAGAUACUGCACAAGAUUAUGCUCCAGAUCAUGAUCAAGGUGAUCAGUAUGAGCACAAUCAUGUUCAUAAACACGAUCAUGUACAUGAGACAUCUCACUUGCAUGUACACCUUCAUGAACAUGGCAAUGAUCAUUCCACCAGUCAUGGACAUCAAGAUUCCAGCGUAGGUAAUGAGGAUGGACGUCAUCACACCAGCAAGCGAGAGGCAACGCACAAGCAGAUUAAUGUAAGAAAACAUGCAAUUUUUUCAACGCGUAGUCACAAGGAUCAUAAUGAAGAUGAACGUGAUCGUGAGGAGUGCUUAAAUGUUACCCAGCUGUUACGAUAUUACGGUCUGGAAACCAGCUCUCCAAUAUCUCCUGAGUUGUUUGUAUAUAUGUGUCCCGCUCUGCUCUACCAGAUUGAGAGGAGGCUUUGUAUUGUACAUUAUGAGGAGCUUGAAGAUUUAAUGAAAAAUAAAAGUGCAUCGAUUGAAAAUAAAAAUACAACAGGUGCUUCAGCCUGGUUUUGUGGUAUCAUCUCUAUCACCGUCAUUAGCCUGCUUUCCUUGCUAGGGGUGAUCUUGAUUCCCAUCAUUAACCAAUGGUGCUUCAAAUUUCUUCUAACUUUCUUGGUAGCUCUGGCUGUAGGAACAAUGAGUGGAGACGCCCUGCUCCAUCUGUUGCCACACUCCCAUGGAGGCCACAACCACAGCCACCACCAUGGACAAGGUCACGUUCAUGAACACAAGCGCUCUCACCGACAUGCCCAUGGACACGGAAUAGGGGCUGAGGGCUUUCUGGAAGAAAAUGACCCAGUGCUGAAAGGUCUCGUUGCACUUGGAGGCAUUUAUGUUUUGUUCAUCAUUGAACAUUGUAUAAGAAUGUACAAGCAUUACAAUAAACAAAAGAGUAAACAGAAAUGGUGCAAGAAGAAACAGACUGAAGAAUCGCCAAUUGGAAGGAAACUUUCAGACCACAAAUUAAAUAACAGACCAGAUGCUGACUGGCUUCAGCUCAAACCACUUGCAGGAGCAGAUGACUCCGUUUUAUCUGAAGACCGACUAAACGAAACAGAACUGACCGAUUUAGACGGCCAGCUGGAAUCUCCUCCCAAGAACUUCUUGUCUCUAGAAGAGGACCACACCACACAUCGCUCCCACAACGAUGUCUCGCGCACUGCGCAGGAGCACGAUCUCCGGGACUCCGAGUAUGACGGCCACGGCGAAGAGAAAAUGAUAGCUAGAAAACACAGCCACCACUGGCAUCCCAAGCAUUCCCAUCAUUCCCAUGGCCACUGUCAUUCUGGAAAAGACCUCAAAGAUACUGGGAUAGCUAAUAUUGCUUGGAUGGUAAUUAUGGGAGAUGGCAUUCACAACUUCAGUGAUGGGUUAGCAAUAGGAGCAGCUUUUAGUGCUGGGCUGACGGGAGGAAUUAGUACAUCUAUAGCAGUGUUUUGUCACGAGCUUCCCCAUGAACUAGGUGACUUUGCGGUGCUGCUCAAGGCAGGUAUGACAGUCAAGCAGGCCAUCGUGUACAACGUCCUGUCUGCCAUGAUGGCUUACAUAGGCAUGCUCAUCGGCACCGCCGUGGGACAGUAUGCCAAUAACAUCACCCUGUGGAUCUUUGCAAUCACCGCAGGCAUGUUCCUCUACGUGGCAUUGGUGGAUAUGCUGCCAGAAAUGCUUCACGGCGAUGGAGAUGAUGAAGAGCAUGGGUACUGUCCUGUGGGGCAGUUCGUGCUUCAGAACCUAGGUCUGCUGCUUGGAUUUGCCAUCAUGCUGGUGAUUGCCCUCUACGAAGAUAAAAUUGUGCUUGACAUCCAGUUUUGACCAUCUCUGGUAAUCUCUGGUUACACUGAUGUUACUGUCUGGCUUUGAGUCUGCUCUGCUUUACUGUAUGCACAGUGCUCAGAGGAA
Molecule: messenger RNA, 2682 nt
Organism: Tinamus guttatus (white-throated tinamou)
Lineage: Eukaryota; Metazoa; Chordata; Aves; Tinamiformes; Tinamidae
Source: RefSeq, a predicted model, not a curated record